This is a messenger RNA of Oryza brachyantha (malo sina), 1433 nucleotides long. Its product is annotated as WAT1-related protein At4g30420-like. NCBI's taxonomy places the organism in Eukaryota, Viridiplantae, Streptophyta, Magnoliopsida, Poales, Poaceae. Gene Ontology annotation, molecular function: transmembrane transporter activity. The transcript is spliced from 7 exons. Gene Ontology annotation, cellular component: plasma membrane. The coding region runs from base 74 to 1222 and encodes 382 amino acids. The record is from RefSeq and is a predicted model, not a curated record.
ACCUCCGUUGGAAACGCCCCAAGCUUUCCUCGAUCGCGAGGGGCUGAGAGCGGCCACAGAGCCAGCCGUGGCAAUGGCCGGAGGGCUGGAGGAGUACAAGCCGUGCGCGGCGAUGGUGGCGGCGCAGUUCAUCUACGCGGCGCUGGCGCUCUGGGCCAAGGCGGUGUUCACCCGCGGCAUGAGCACCAUGGUCUUCGUCGUCUACCGCCAGGCCAUCGCCACCGUCUUCCUCGUCCCCAUAGCCAUCGUCGCCAACCGGAAGAAGAUGAAGAAGGCGCGGUUAGGAAUGACGGGCUUCUCCUUGAUCUUCGUGGCAUCUCUCUUUGGGGCAACGGUGAACCAGUACAUGUACUACCAGGGGCUGCACCUUGGCUCGUCAUCAAUGGCGACGGCCAUGACCAACCUGAUACCGGCCAUCACCUUCGUGAUGGCAGCCUCAGUGGGGCUAGAAAGGGUGGACGUGAGGAAAGUGAGGAGCUUGGCCAAGAUAUUCGGCACCGUCGUCUGCGUCGGAGGAGCCAUGGCCAUGGCGUUCUUCAAGGGCCCAAGGCUGCUCAACUCGUCGUCGCUCGUCGGCCUGAGCCUUUUUCUGCACUCGUCGGCGAGCAGCAAGUGGGUGAUGGGCGCCAUGUUCCUCGUCUGCAGCAGCUGCUGCUGGUCACUCUGGCUCAUCUUGCAGGUGCCAAUCUGCAAGUCGUACGUGGAUCCCCUGACGCUGUCGGCGUGGAUGUGCUUCCUGUCGACGCUGCAGUCGGCGGUGCUCGCCUUCUUCCUCCUGCCGGACCUCAACGCCUGGAAGAUCCACUCCCUCUUCGAGCUCUGCUGCUGCCUCUUCGCCGGCGCGUUUGGGUCAGGCGUGACGUUCUACCUUCAGUCGUGGUGCAUCUCGGUCAGGGGCCCUCUCUACUCCGCCAUGUUCAACCCACUAUCCACCGUCAUCACCACCGUCGUCGCCGCCGCCUUUCUUCACGAGGAGCUACACAUCGGCAGCUUGUUCGGCGCGGUGGCCGUCGUCGCCGGGCUGUACGUCGUGCUGUGGGGCAAGGCAGGCGACGGCCGCGGCGGCAAGAGCGGGAGUGCCGCCGCGCCGGAGCAUGCGGUCGAUGCGGAGAAGGCGGCGGCGGUGCAGCCGGACGCGCAGCUCGACGCCGGGGAAGGCGUCACGGAGCCUCUCUUGGCGGGCGGCAACCCGGCUGAUCGAGAAGUGGAGGAGAGAUUUUGAUGUAGCUAACGGCAGCGGCAGCCACGCUCGAUUAUCUGCAGAAGUUAAUUCUUUUUAGCACUGAGUGUGUACAUGUUGCUGCUGCCUGUCAUAUGUGUUACUCCUACACUAUUCAUUAGGAUUUCAAUUUUUAGAUUGAAUUCAGAUGCAAGGAGUUCAAGGGUUGAAAAUUUCGGUUCGAAAAUUUCAGAAUCCCGAUAGAAAAAUAUUC